UAGAAACAAAUUGCACAGUCCAUCAUUUUUGUACAAAAAACUGGUUCUAUAAAUUCUCUUAACAUGUUUCAUCGUUAAUCACACAAGCAAACAUUUUUUACGGUAAUUUCAUAUACAAUCUCAAACUUUCUUGCUUAUGGCUGAUCCAAUUACUGCUGCUGUUGUCGGUUCUGUAGUAGCCGGUGUUUUUACUUUAACCGCCGCAGCAGUUGCCGGAUCAGUCGCAACGGCAGGCUUGGGAUACCAAAUUUGGAAAGAUAGACACAGCAAAAGUACGAGGAAAAGAGAGUGCAGAAAGAAUCUGGAGAAAAACUACAAGCUGCUCGACAUGAACUUACAAAAACUCGCAGGACUGGCCAUUGAUAUGGAGAAGGCAGUCGUUAUGAAAGCGGGGAGUAAGGAUACGAGCAGUUUCAAGAUUUGGAAAACCCGCGCGGAGGAGAUUCGGGUGGAAGCGAAAGGUUUGUUUGCCGAAUAUGAAGGCGUUAGCAAAUGCAGGAAGAAGAAAAUCAAAUAUUUUUUCAGCCUAAAGAUGGAGGAAAAGUGUGCGGAAAUCACCAAACUUGUGGAGGAGGCUCAAUUUAUGAUUUUGCAUUUCUAAUAUUGGCACCAUAUGUAUAAGAAAUAAAUGUAUUCUCGGCCGGUUUAUGUCGUUGCUCGUGUUGUUACCACCGUGUUGCUCCUUCUACGGUGUCUUCAAUGGCGGAACUAGAAAUAAAAUAUAAAAGAUAAAAUGUUCAUAUCUA
Messenger RNA from Mercurialis annua (annual mercury), 746 nucleotides. RefSeq lists its product as uncharacterized. NCBI's taxonomy places the organism in Eukaryota, Viridiplantae, Streptophyta, Magnoliopsida, Malpighiales, Euphorbiaceae. Bases 137 to 601 code for a protein of 154 amino acids. The record is from RefSeq and is a predicted model, not a curated record. The transcript is spliced from 2 exons.